AUGUUCUUCUCGGGGGCCGUGGCUUCGGGUGGCGCCACGGACGCGCAUUUCCCUCCAUCCAAAGCCGUGAUCCUCAUUGGCGGUCCGAAUCAACCUGGCAACCACUUCCGUCCGCUGUCGCUGGACCUGCCGAAACCGCUGUUCCAAUUGGCUGGUCGAGAAAUGCUCUAUUUCCACGUGGAGGCGUGUGCUCGCGUCCCUAAUUUACAGGAGAUCUUGAUGAUUGGCUCGUACGAUGAAGGGCUCUUCUCCCGCUUCUUUGACUCGGUCUGUCGGCACUUUAACGUGCAGAUCCGGUACCUGCGCGAAGAAAAAGCGCUGGGGACAGCGGGAGGGAUCCGCUUUUUCCGGAACGAGAUCCUGGACAAAGACCCCGUGCACCUCUUUGUACUGCACUGUGACGUGUGCUGCUCGUUUCCGCUGAACGAGAUGAUGCACUUCCACUUGAAACAUCAGGGCACGUGCACGGUGCUGGGAAAACGGGUGUUUCAUGAUGAAGCAAAGAAGUACGGCUGUCUUGUUGCAGAUCCUGUGAGUAAGGAGAUCCUGCACUGGGCAGAGAAACCAGAGACGUUUGUAAGUGACAUUAUCAACUGCGGGGUCUACCUUUUUGAUGUGGCGCUUAUGGACACGAUCGUCAGUGUGGGGGACAAGAUCAGUCGACAGAGACUGCGUAGUGAGUCCAACUCGGAAGCGAACACGCAGCACGAUCUCAAGAAACUCUUUCCUGAAUUCAGUAAUCGUGACAAUCUCCGACUAGAGCAAGAUAUUCUGCUACCCCUUGCUGAUCAGCACUGCCUCUACGUACACGAGCUCGGCGAUUUCUGGUGUCAGAUCAAGACGCCUGGAAUGGCAAUCACGUGCUCGGAGCUUUACAUGCAGCGGUUCCGGUUUACAAAUCCUAGUGCUCUAAGCACAACGGGUGGGAAGUUGUCUCCGAUAAUUGAAGGCAAUGUGGUCAUCGACAUUUCAGCGAACGUGCAUCCGACGGCAAAGCUGGGUCCAAAUGUGACCAUUGCAGCUGGUGUGAUCAUCGGAGCGGGAGUAAGAGUUGCUCACUCGAUUAUUCUUGAGGGCGUGACCAUCAAGGACCACGCGUGCGUGCUUUUCUGCAUCAUCGGCUGGAAUUCCAUUAUCGGCCAGUGGGCUCGAAUCGAAGGACAACCGCCAAACGCCGCGCAAAUUCAGGUGCAUUCGGCAGAGACAUCGCUCGCGCGAGACGUGACCAUCUUCGGUGUGUCAGUCAUUGCGAACCCGGAGAUCAUUGUUCGCAAUUGCAUCGUUCUGCCACACAAGACGCUCACGCAAAGCUACCACGAUGAAAUUCUAUUGUAA
Messenger RNA from Peronospora matthiolae, 1335 nucleotides. The record is from the annotation of a GenBank genome assembly. NCBI's taxonomy places the organism in Eukaryota, Oomycota, Peronosporomycetes, Peronosporales, Peronosporaceae.